AUGAAUAAUAAUUAUACUCCCAUGGAUCAAAACCAACUACAACAACAACAUGCUCAUCCAGUUGCAACUGUUUUAUGUUGUAACUGUGGUACCCCAAUAGAUGGGUCUGCUGGUUUGGUAAUGUGUUAUGACUGUAUUAAAAUGACAGUUGAUAUUACUGAAGGUAUUCCAAGAGAAGCUAAUGUAUCAUUCUGUAGAAACUGUGAGAGAUUUUUACAACCACCAGGACAAUGGAUUAGGGCUGAAUUAGAAUCAAGAGAAUUGCUAGCCUUAUGUUUACGUCGUUUGAAGGGUUUGAAUAAAGUUAGGUUAGUAGAUGCUUCUUUUAUUUGGACCGAACCUCAUUCAAGACGUAUUAGAGUUAAAUUAACUGUUCAGGGUGAAGCUAUGGCUAACACUAUUAUCCAACAAACUUUUGAAGUGGAAUAUGUUGUGGUUGCUAUGCAAUGUGCGGACUGUGCUAGAUCAUACACUACAAAUACAUGGAGAGCUACUGUUCAAAUUAGACAAAAAGUUCACCAUAAGAGAACCUUCUUAUAUUUAGAACAACUGAUUUUAAAGCAUAAUGCUCACGUUGAUACUAUUUCUAUUACGGAAACUAAAGACGGUUUAGAUUUUUUCUAUGCGCAAAAGAAUCAUGCAGUUAAGAUGGUAGAUUUUUUGAAUUCUGUUGUACCAAUUAAAGCCAAAAAAUCUGAGGAAUUAAUAUCUCAAGAUGUUCACACAGGUUCUUCUACAUAUAAGUUCUCAUAUUCGAUUGAAAUCGCUCCAAUCUGUAAAGAUGAUUUAGUUGUUCUACCGAAAAAGUUAGCUAAAUCUCUGGGUAAUAUUUCACAAUUUGUUAUCUGUUCUAAGGUUUCUAAUACUAUACAAUUCUUAGAUCCAAACACUUUGCAAACUGGUGAUUUAUCUGCUGCGGUUUAUUGGAGAUCUCCAUUUCAAUCUUUGGCCGAUGUUUCCCAAUUAAUAGAAUUUAUUGUGUUAGAUGUUGAACCUACUGGUGCUGUUAAAGGUAGGAAUGUCUUAGCUGAUGUAACAGUUGCUAGAUCGUGCGAUUUAGGUGUUAAUGAUCAAGUUUAUUACAUUAGAACACAUCUUGGUGGUAUCAUUCAUGCCGGUGAUACUGUCAUGGGUUAUUUCAUCGCAAAUUCUAAUUACAAUUCUGAAUUAUUUGAUAAUUUAAAGUAUGAUUACGUUCCAGAUGUUGUAUUAGUUAAGAAGUUAUACCAAAGAAAGACUAGAAAGAAUAGAAACUGGAAGUUGAAGAGAAUGGCUAAGGAACAUAAGGAAAUUGAAGCUUCUCAAGAUUAUAGUUCAAGAGUUCAAAAGCAAGAUAUGGAACGUGCUGAAAGAGAUUAUGAGUUAUUCUUGCAAGAAUUGGAAGAAGAUGCUGAAUUAAGACAAAGUAUUAAUCUAUAUAAGAGCAAUAAGCCGGCCGCUAACCAAGGUACAGAAACUGCACAAAACGAACAAGAUGAACAAGAUGCAGACGCUCCAGAAAUUAAUAUUGAUGAAUUAUUAGAUGAACUAGAUGAUAUGACAUUAGAAGAUGGGCCAGAUGUUGAAAUGGAAACUUAA
Molecule: messenger RNA, 1578 nt
Organism: Henningerozyma blattae CBS 6284
Lineage: Eukaryota; Fungi; Ascomycota; Saccharomycetes; Saccharomycetales; Saccharomycetaceae
Gene: NMD3
Product: ribosome-binding protein NMD3
Exons: 1
Coding region: 1-1578 (525 amino acids)
Biological process (GO): ribosomal large subunit export from nucleus
Cellular component (GO): cytoplasm; nucleus
Molecular function (GO): ribosomal large subunit binding
Source: RefSeq, a predicted model, not a curated record